UGAGCCUUCGAUUUUUGGUGAUUGCCGUACCUAUUUUGGCCAUUUGCGCUGCCCACCCUCACCAAUUAAAAAUGAGCCAACGCAGCAGCAACAGAGAUAUAGAGACCAUGAUCUUAAACAACACCGUUGAAUUGGACAAGCAAGGAGGGACUUUCCGACUCGAUUGGGACUUUGUCUACGAUCAAGAUGCCAACAAUCCGCAGGUGGUGUUGGAAAUGCGCGUCGCAACAAGAGGUUGGUUCAGCCUACGUUUCACAUCGGCCGAUCUUUCGCUGGGCGAUUACUUCUACGGCGCGUACGAUGCCAACCAACCAUCCAACAGUUUCUUCUUGGACAAACAUUGCGAACUGAACAACGGCAGAGGCUGCGAAACUGCGGACGGACCGACAGACGACCUCCGUAACGAUUUCCAGUUGAUAUCGAUCGUCUUUGGAGCUGAUUACACUUUAAUGCGCAUUGCUCGUCUAGUCGACACGGGUCAUUUGCAAGACGUCGUCAUUACGCCCGGCCCGAUGAUGAUUGGUUGGUUCUGGUCGGCUGGCAUUUGGGAAAACGGGCAGCUGACUCCUAUCGACAAAAUGGGAUUUGAUGAUGUCGCCCUCAUUCCUCAAUGAAAACCAAACCAGUCACGAAAAUCAAAUCAUUAUCCUCUUGUGAUUAUAACCUAUUAAGCAGUGAAAAUAGAGACCGCAAUACGUCAAAUACAACUU
This is a messenger RNA of Daphnia carinata, 710 nucleotides long. RefSeq lists its product as uncharacterized. The record is from RefSeq and is a predicted model, not a curated record. Bases 72 to 614 code for a protein of 180 amino acids. NCBI's taxonomy places the organism in Eukaryota, Metazoa, Arthropoda, Branchiopoda, Diplostraca, Daphniidae. The transcript is spliced from 2 exons.